UUAUAGUCUUGCAUAUGAAACAAAAAACUAAUUCAAAAGAAAUUAACCGAACCGUCAGUUUUUUUAAACUACAUUACCCAGAAUGCAACAACAGAUUUGUCGCCGUUUUUUUUACUCUCGCGGGCUUUGUUUUGAUAUGGCGGCAGCCUUCGAAACUUCUGUCUGUUGUUGUUCUUUUACUGCAGUGAGACCGCUUUCCUCCCAUGUUACAGCGAGUCCUGCUUGAGACAGCGCGGUCAUCAUGUCAUCUCCAGCCGGGCUUCAGUUCUCCCAAUCCGACUUCUUGGCACGGUGGAUACCAAGUAGCGCCAGAGCCGGGGUGAUCCUCAAUCCCUGCCCGGACUUGGCUGGCUCCUUGCGCCACACCUCCAUCGUCGGAUCUCCGUCUCUGGAACCAGACGACUCAUUUUCCUCUGACUUCGCACCUCUGCCCGCCUCCGCAGACAGCAGCUGCUUCGCUGUGGAUGGAUUUGCCCGGUCACCUGCAGCAGAGAGGGCUGGGACUGACAGGCAUAUGAACGGUCUGUCCUCUGUGCCUCCAAGAAAUUCAGAUGGAGAGUUGGAUAGUUUGGAUGAGAUGGCAAGCAAAUCCCAGGAUCUGCCUCUGGCGAUGAAGCUAGAACAGUUGAGAAAAUGGCAGCAGCACAUGCAGGAGCAGCUAAAAGCCCAUCAGCUGGAGGAGCUGCUUCGACUCCAGGAGGAGCAGCAGCAGCUGCUGGGAAUGAUAAAUGGAUCCCAGGACUGCACAGGAGAUCACACCGAGGGUUCAGGGCAGUCAGAAGCAGAAUUGGGGGAGAACUCACUCCAGGGAACCUAUCCUCACACAGAGACCCUGUACAGCCCCACCAUAAACUGCAGAAGGGGUCCAAAGGGCUCCCCCUAUGGCUUCCGACAGGAACAAGAGCUGUCACCAGUAGGGAAACAGCAGCGGCUACCGGGAGGUCAAGAUCAUGAGAAGGAUGAGGAACAGGGCACGUGGAACUCCAGAGAAAAUGAUCAGGAACAGAGUAUCGAUACCAGCCAUUAUAACAAGCAUGAUGACUCAUUAAUACCAAGUAGUGGUAUGGCUUUGACUGAAGACAACAGCAGAAAAGAAGAUACUGUCUUCCAUGACAGACCUAUCGGGGGUCAGAAGAAGACAUUUGAGGAGUUGGUGGAGGAGCAGCUGAGGCUGGAAGAGCAGAGGCUGAAGUCUGCCCGGCAACAGCAGAGCCGAGACGGAUCUGAAGCUCUUCCCAAGAGGGCCUUUCUGAAGCGAGGCGAGGGUCUCUCAAGAUUUACCAACAAUCGCCAAGCCUCAUUACCAAAAAUGGAGGCGAAGAAGGACAAAUCUCAACUCCCGGCCAGAGUAAUCUCCCGCAGCAACUCAGAGCCUGUCGCUAUCCUGAGAGGUUGCACAAACGUUGUCCAGCAGCUUCCCUUCCAGCGUAAAACUGCCACACUUAACAAGGAAAACCAUCCAAGAGGUCCAAGUUCGCCGCCUCAGGACAUCAAAGCUAGUAAGGCAGCACAUACGAAGGUUUUGGGUAGUCAUCAAAGACAGAACACAAAAGGAUCAGUGUCUGUUCAAACGAACCCAGAUGGUAGACAAACCAGACAACAUCAACUGGGACAAGUAAAGGAGCCGAAUAAUAGGAAAGUGGGUCUAUCAGCUCGGGCUGCGAGGACCCCUGGUCACAACAUGCAGCCGAACCCUGUAACAAAACAGGUGGGCAUGUUAAGAGGGCCAGAAAAGACUGAACAUGAUGCAGCUGGAGAAAAAAGUUGUGGUUCAAGAGUGGAAUCAAGAGAAGGAAGAAAGGGGUCAGACAGAGGAGGAGGAGGAGGAGGAGGAGACGAAGGUCCACAGAAUUCGUUUGAGUUGUCGUUUCAGGAGAAGCUCCAGCACUGGGAGUGUAACCGACAGUUGGAAAGCAUGGAGCUGGGGGAGUUUGAGCUGCUGGAACAAGCAGCCGAGGAGUUGUCUUUCUCAUCCAACUCGUCCUUUGUCAUGAAGGUUCUUCAGAUGGACCAGCAUCAUCGGCACCUGCAGGUUGCCAAGGGGCUCCACCAGCGACGGCUCUCCUCUACCCCCAUUAAGUCACCUCCCAAAGGUGCACUUCAGAGGUGCAGUAGUGUUGGUAGUAUUGGUGGUUUGGCUUGUAAAAGCAGUUCCAUGAACUCAGAAGCUUCUGUGGUGAAGAUGAGAGACGAUGCACUCAAGAACAAAGUGGGAAUUGAGGAUAAGGAGGAAGAGGACAAGCACGAGGACUCUGAUGUUUCAUUAUCCUGUGGUGGCUCUGAAUUUGAAGAUCAGGAAGUGGCGGUCACACCACCUUUGUUUCCCAGCACUCUUUGCUUUCCUGCACACUCUAACCCGCCAUACGACAAGCGGUCGUAUCAGGACGAAGACAGUUGCAGGGAUUCAGCUUCAGAUGUGACACAAGCUGAUGAUGGGGAGAGUGACAGCGUCCUCAGCAAUGCUGACGAGUCCACUCUGAUAGAGGACAAAGAUAGACAGCAGGGUGGAGUAGUGUUUGAUGACAAUGACACAUGGAAUGACCUGGAGGACACUGCAGUUGACACAGCCGAUGACAGUCGAGGAGUUUGUCCAGUUUCCAAGGCAACAGCCAAUGAAGUCUCGCCACCAGAGCGAACUCUGCUUAGGAAGGUGGCAGUGAGUAAAGUUGUGGGUCUGGAUAAGGGCACAGUUAUUGGUUCAGCUAAUCAGGAGCCAGAUCCUCCUCCUUCUCCUCCUCCUCCCGCCUCCCAGCUCAUGACGAGGUUGUUCCCCUCGCUGAAGCCGAAGGCCCAGAAUGCACCUCUCCCCCCUCCCCCUCCUGCUGCUUCUGUUGCUCCAGAUUCCAAAAAGCCAGAGGUGGAGACAGGCCAGCAGGUCCAGUCUAGAAUGCUGAGGGAGAGACUGGUUGAGCUGGAGAUUGAGAUCGAGAGAUUUAAGAAGGAGAACGCUGCCCUUGCAAAACUCAGACAGGAGAACGAGAAAAAUCAGGAAACUCUCAGGAAAGAACGUUUGGAGUUUGAGCAGAUGAAAACAGAGGAGCUUGCCAAGUUUGAGGAGUACAAGAAGGAGGAGAACAAGAAGUUGCAGAAAGAGCGCAAACUGUUUGAGAAACAUGCGUCAGCCGCCAGAGCCAUGCCCGACAAAAAGGAACGAGAAGAAAUCCAGGUGUUGAAGCAGCAGCUGAGCUCCCUGCAGGAGGAGCUGAGAGGGAGGGAGAGUCGCUGGGCCUCCACACACAGCCGGCUGAGGCAACAGAUCGACUCCCUCAGCCAGGAGAACAGUUCUCUCCGGGACGAGAUUCGUAUGUUGGAAAAGCUCCGCCUCAGUGCCUGGAAGAAAAACCCUGUCAAUGCAGAGAUGGACAAAGAAACCAAAGACUGUCCCAAAAUGUUUGAAAACAAUGUGUCAUCUGUGACCAAAGGAGUGAAAUUCGCUAGUCCUCUCGACUCCAGAGGAAACGGCAGCAGCAGCCCUCCACAGAGCACGACUGCUGCAGCCAUGAGAAGGGGCUCCAGGGAGAGCAGUCAUGGUGCUACAGCAGGGAUAAAGAGCAGCCUGAGGAGGCCAUCUGGGCCAGGCUCCACUUCCUCAUCCUCCUCUUCCUCCUCAUUGCCUGGCAGGAGGACAGAGGAGAGGUCAACACCCGCCAGCAAGAGUAAGGACAAACCUCCAAACCAAGAGCACAGCACACACAUCUGCUCUCCGAAAGGAGAUUCUCUGUCAAAAGACCCAGAGAGCAGUGAGGCCAAAGAGCAAGAAUCAGCUCAGGAGGUUAUCACACACCCAGAUGGGAAGAUAGAGAAGGUUCUGGCCGGUGGCGAUCGCAUUAUUGCGUUCCCCAACGGGACAAAGAAGGAGAUUUCAGCAGACGGACUGAUGGUCAAAGUCACCUUUUUCAACGGAGACACUAAACAGAUCACAGCCGACCAGAGAGUGAUCUACUACUACGCUGAGACCCAGACUACACACAUCACCUACCCAGAUGGCAUGGAGGUCCUGCACUUCCCCAACAACCAGACUGAAAAACACUUCCCAGAUGGCCGUAAGGAAAUCACUUUCCCGGACCAGACUGUCAAGAACCUGUUCCCCAACGGCAGGGAGGAGAGCGUGCUGACAGACGGGACCAUCAUACAAGUCAACCCGGACGGCACCAAGGAGAUCCAUUUCAACACAGGCCAGAAGGAGAUCCACACGGCCGACUACAAGAGGAGGGAGUAUCCGGACGGUACCGUGAAGACGGUCUACACCGACGGCAGGCAGGAAACCUGCUACCCCACCGGACGGCUCAGGAUCAAAGACAAAGAUGGCAAUGUCAUCGUGGACAACAGGCCGUCUUAAUGAGAACUCUAAACCUUUCAUGGUUCCCAAGGCUAAUUUUUGAGAAAACCCAGAAUCACUUGUCUUUCUUGCUCCUCUCUGCUCCACGGGGAGGUCAAAGGUCAGCUGGUUAGGAUUUAGUCCAGCCAAAAUCAGAGGCAGAGCUGCAGCUGAUAGUCCACAGUAAAUGAGUGUGAGGAAGUCAUAAGCCUUUUUAAUAGCAUUUUAAUUCCAUGUAUUUUUUGUUAUAAAGUGAGAAAGUUGAUCCUCCUUCUUGAUAGAACUCUUACAGGCACAGCAUACCUGCACAGGUGAUUUCACUUAUCCUGCACUAAUAGACCUUUUUCAUGUCAGACAUUGUGACUUGUAGCAGGAAAAAGCACCAGUUAAAACAAACUUCCUGAACAGAGGCUCAGUUCCAUUAAGCGUUACAUACCUGAGAUUUUCCUUCUACGACUGCUGUGAAAAAGGUGUAAUUUACCCCACCUUGGCAGGCGCAACACAGCUCACAGCUGAGCAAGGUGGAUGUCAAUCGAACACAGUGCGUACAUUCCCGCUCACUCUUGAAGCUGCAGUCAGAUCGGAUUUUGCCUUGAAUUUACCGUGGCAAGCAGCAGGCGGGUACGGGCAUAAACAUAAACUGCAGCAGCUAGCAUGUUAACAGUAUCAGUUGUGAAUUAUACAGUAUUUUCACUACAGUCAAACAGCAGCCCUCCUUCCCUGCUGCUUUUAUUAUUUCACUGUGCACUUAGACAACAAGAAUAUAAACAAACAGACUUACUGAAUGGCAGGAAAUUCCCACUCACUCUGUAGAAACAAGCUCGAGCCUUGUGACUGUGCCAAAGUUCAGUCGGGUGGAAUUUGGUGUGAAGCGAAAGAGGCAACUACAGACAAAUUCAUCUCUAGUCCACUUACAAAUGAAUGGGAUGCAAAAUCCGGUCAGUCUGCAGCAUAAGGGCUCCAUUCAUUUCAAAUAAGUGAACUCACCUUUGUUGGUGUGCAGGUCCUUUAAGAGAAACAGCCUGUUUAAAGUGACUCUUAGCUGCUAUACCUUCACUCCUUCUGUCUGUCUGUCUGUCUGUAACAUGCAAUGUGUGUUGCCCCUCUCCUCAUAAAAGGUACCCUGUGGAGUUUCCUUAAAUACACUGUUUUACAUUCAGUGUUUCUUGCCAAAACACUUCAUAUGUAUCCCUGAAGUCUAACUAACGUGCUCAAGGCAUUCCCUUCCCCAGGAAUCAUUUGCAAUGCAGAUGUUAGAAUAUUUUUAACCCUGCAUUAUUUUCUUCCAUGUUUAUGUGAUUGCAGUCUUCAACUUCACUGCCUUUGUGGAAACAUUGCUACGUGUAAUAGUGUGAAAUAAGCAGCAGGAAUGUGUGUCAUACUAUGUACUUGUGUGCAACCUUACAAACAAAACAUAUCUCAUAGUGCUACUAGUGGUUCAAAAUGCUGCAGGAUACCUUUCAGACUAAAGCAGUUGCAUCUUGUUACAUGGGGGUUCCUGCUUUGUUUGUUCUUGUGAACAAGGACACACAGGUUACACUAUUCCACCGGUCUACAGGUUGUGGUAAUGCAGCAAGGGAUGUAGCAAUGUGCCGACACAUUAACAUGGAUGUAAACAAUGCAGGUAUCAAACAGUUACAAAGAGGAUGUUUGCAAGAAAACUCCACAGAGCAUCUUUAAAGUUUCAGUAAUUCAAAGAAUGUUUCUCGUCUAAAAAGUUAUCUGAAACUUUACAAUGAAAUCCCUCCUUUAGUCAGUAGACUGAUGAUCUACUAACUAAAGAGUGAGUAGGCUAUCUAUUGUUUGUACUGCUACCACCAAACUUCAUUCAGUGUUAAUCUGAAUAUUUUAACAAUAACUUCUGUUGUUUACAUUUUCAGUUAAAGGCCUUAGAAUAAUGAAAUGCUGUAGAGAAACAAAACUACCAGAGCAGCAGAUUCAACAGAACUGCUUCAGUGUGUGAAGUGUGUUUGGUUUUAAGUGUUUACAGCUAUUUUAAUUUGUAAAAAUGUUGAUAUAUAUUUAUUUUCUUAGCUGACUGUAUAUGUUUUUGUAAAAUAAAUUUUUAGUUUUUUUUAAA
This is a messenger RNA of Dicentrarchus labrax (European seabass), 6398 nucleotides long. It is a transcript of the gene cpap, whose product is annotated as centromere protein J. Gene Ontology annotation, molecular function: tubulin binding. Bases 242 to 4339 code for a protein of 1365 amino acids. Gene Ontology annotation, biological process: centriole elongation; cilium assembly. The record is from RefSeq and is a predicted model, not a curated record. The transcript is spliced from 19 exons. Gene Ontology annotation, cellular component: centriole; centrosome; nucleus. Lineage: Eukaryota; Metazoa; Chordata; Actinopteri; Moronidae.